AAGGUUGGAAUGAAACGUUUGAUUGAGGGAGCAAUUUACCCAGUGAUGAAAAGGGAAGAUUCACUACCUAAACAUGAUUGGCAGCCGCUAAUAUCCUUAGAACGACUCUGAUAGGCAUCUGUCUUUACGAAUGAAAAGACAAAAAAAAAAGCUCUCCGGAUUAUAGACUUCAAGUCCCAUCAACCCCAAUCAGUUCAGUCAAUGAUCAAGGAUCCAGAGGAUUGCAGUCCAAAAUAUCAUGGAGAGCUGGCUUUGGAAAGGAUAGAGGAGGGAAAAAAGCCACCACAGCCUCAAUCAUUCCAUUGUGAAACCGAGCUCCCUGCAGGAGGGGACGGCUAUAUUUACCGGGGGCGGGAUUUAGUGCGAUACAGCCCAGUAGGCGUGGCACAACUCGUAACAGGCAGCUCCCGGAGCCAGUGAUCGCUCCCCCCCCGGUUUGACACCUCUUUGGUCAGCGGGUCAGGGGACCGGCCUAUCGGCGAAGCGUAGACGUUCGGUUACGUUUCGCCAUCUCGCGGAUUAAGCGGAGGCCUUCAACGCAGCGUUGGGAUGAGCUGAAUCCUCACGUCAGGGAGGGGGUCCCUCUUAGGGCAGCGGUGGCCGCUAGAAGCUCGGCCGGUGGGUAAUCUACAAGCAGGGUCCUGAGGCGAAUUAUUCCUGGCGAGGGUGAGUAAGAGUAGACCCGGUGACCGUGGGCUUUCCUCCUCUUCCUCACCAUUGGACGCAACUUUUCUACUCUUACCAACCACCUCCUAAGGCUGUUUAAAUGAGAAUGUCCUUGGCGCAGAGAGUACUGCUCACAUGGCUCUUCACCUUACUAUUUCUGAUCAUGCUGGUGUUGAAACUGGAUGAAAAAGCACCAUGGAACUGGUUUCUAAUAUUUAUCCCAGUUUGGAUAUUUGAUACCAUUCUUAUAGGCAUGAUAAUUGUAAAAAUGGCUCGUCGUUGUAAGUCUGGCUUUGACCCUCGUAAUGGCUCGCUCAAUCUCAAGAAGAAAGCCUGGUACCUUGCAGCAAUGCUGCUUAAGCUGGCCUUCUGCCUCGCUCUCUGUGCAAAAUUGGAGCAAGUUGCUGUAAUAAAGCUAGCUUAUGUCUUUAUUCCCCUUUGGGCUUUGCUCGUUGGAGGGAUGAUCGAACUUGGAUACAACAUCUUCUGUGGACAAAGGGACUAAUUUUCUAUAAACUGCGUUUUGGCAAUUAACAUCACAUUCCUGAGCUUGCUAUACGUUUACUGCAUAUAAAAGAACUACUGAUACAGACUUACGUUGAUGUUUAUGCUGCUGGACUUAGUGCUUCAGUGUGUGAAGCAUAUCUGUCUGGCCCUCAUGUAAAUAUUGUAAAUAAAACUUAUUUUCUAUGCUUUU
Molecule: messenger RNA, 1363 nt
Organism: Pogona vitticeps (central bearded dragon)
Lineage: Eukaryota; Metazoa; Chordata; Lepidosauria; Squamata; Agamidae
Gene: TMEM60
Product: transmembrane protein 60
Source: RefSeq, a predicted model, not a curated record